This is a messenger RNA of Mycosarcoma maydis (corn smut), 1818 nucleotides long. RefSeq names its product GDP-Man:Man(1)GlcNAc(2)-PP-dolichol alpha-1,3-mannosyltransferase. The record is from RefSeq and is a predicted model, not a curated record. NCBI's taxonomy places the organism in Eukaryota, Fungi, Basidiomycota, Ustilaginomycetes, Ustilaginales. Bases 1 to 1818 code for a protein of 605 amino acids. The transcript has a single exon. Gene Ontology annotation, molecular function: alpha-1,3-mannosyltransferase activity; GDP-Man:Man(1)GlcNAc(2)-PP-Dol alpha-1,3-mannosyltransferase activity.
AUGGUUCUCGAUCGGCAGUCAGCCGCUGUGGCUAACUCGGUGCAUUCGCCACGCAAAAAGCUGCGCAUCGGCUUCGUCCAUCCUGACCUUGGCAUCGGUGGAGCUGAAAAGCUGGUGGUAGACGCUGCACUCUCACUCCAACAACUUGGGCACGAGGUGGUCAUUUUCACUUCGCAUCACGAUCCGCGUCAUUGCUUUGAGGCUACACGCGAUGGAACGCUCAAGGUACAAGUGAUGCGUACCGCGAUACCGCGCUCUUUGCUUGGCGGCUUCCAUCUUCCAUGUGCCAUCUUGCAGCAGAUGAGCCUCGUUUUCCAGCUCAUCCUCGCAGUUACCCUGUUCAACUAUCCUGGUACUAUGCCACGCUUUGUUUCGAAACGUAUGACCUCUUCGCCCCCCAUUCCUGGAUUCGAUCUGUUCUUCUUCGACCAGCUACCCGCGGGUAUUCCGUGGCUCAAGAUCAUACUGGCGACGCGCGUCGUCUAUUACUGCCACUUUCCGGACAAGGACAUUAGCAACUCGAUUGCGAUGCAAAGGGCACAUGCCAGAGGCGAGUCGGGUCCAUCGGUCUUGCGCAAACUGUAUCGCAUACCAUUUGACCUGUUCGAAGAAGGCACCACCGAUUAUUCCGACAAGAUCUUGGUCAAUUCCGAGUUCACCUCGGCUCAAUUCGUCAAGUCCUUCUUCCGUCUCAGGAGGCAGCCCAGGGUGUGCUAUCCAGGCGUGGAAAUGGAUCAGUUCAAGCCGGAGAGGGUGGAGCAGGCGCUCAAAAAACUCGAGACCGAGGCAAAGCAAAUGGGCGACCCGAUACGAGGUUCCAUUGCCAAGUUCUGCAAGGACGAGAGCAAGACGACCCUGCUCUCGAUCAACCGAUUUGAGGCGAAAAAGAAUGUGGCACUGGCUUUGGAGGCUUUCGCCAUUGCGCAGAAGGAGCUUGCUGCCACUGCCACCAACGGCGACAGUGUGGGAUCGCUAAGGCUGGUGCUGGUGGGUGGAUACGACAAGCGCGUCCGUGACAAUGUCGCGACGCUCAACGAGUUGCAAACCCAGGCGCAAGAGCUUGGUUUGUCCUCCGUGACGCUCAGCUACCAUCGCCAGGCAUUCGAAACGCCCACUACAGCGCCUGCAGCCGACAAGCUCGCGAAAGCCUCGGUGAUCUUCCUGCCCUCCUUACCGAUGGCAUUGAUCCACACGCUUCUGCUCAACCCAGCCACCAGGGCUCUACUAUACACUCCCACAGACGAACAUUUCGGAAUCGUGCCGCUCGAAGCCAUGGCAUGCGGUGUUCCGGUGCUCGCGACCAACACUGGUGGACCGGUCGAAACUGUGGUCGACCUCGCACUCUCGUCCACAGGCGAACCCACAAACCUCUCGAACGGCACAGGUCUUCUUCGUCAUGCUUCCGCUCCCAUCUGGGCCGUUUCAAUCACUGCGUUGCUUCGCCUUUCGUCCUCGCAUCGAGAGCAGAUCUCCGCUGCGGCCAAGGAACGUGUCCGUACCAAGUUUAGCACCGAAGUGCUCUCGCUAGCGCUCGAAAAGGCGUGCUACGAUGCGUUCGAGCUGGGACGUGUUCGCGGUGACGAAGGGCUGUACCAGUGGGGCUCGACGCUGGCCGUAUUGAUGGUCAUGUCGAUCCUCUUUUGGGUCAACGUGUAUUUCAGCCAUGACAAGUGGUUGGCUAUCCAAGCGGCGAAAUUGGCAAACGAGAAGGACAAGUGGUUGGCAGAGCUCAAAGCGACUGGCGUAGCCGGUUCAGCAGGUGGGUUGAAUCCGCAUGCUGAUCACGUUGCACAGGCCCCUCUGCCCACGCCACUGUGA